AUGAUUGACCAACGAAUCUUUGAGGAUCUUCAAACGAAGAUCGAUGAGGAGACCACCGUCCGUGAUGAGCUCCAUGAUAUUGUCCAGGCACUUGCCAGGAGAGGGCGUUCCACUCAGGCCAUUCUGUCGCGGGCUCAUUCUACACCUGCCGAUCAACUGAAGCCUGUGCUUGACGAUGUCACCAAGGAGAUCAUUGCUCAAAAACAAGAGGUCGCACGUCUGAAGUCCGUGGUUGAUCAGCACCCCUUCUACAAAUAUAACGGACUGUGGACCCGUGAGCUGCAGAACCUGGUUGCCUCGAUUGAGCUUUGCGCUUGGCUUGGUGGUUUGCAGGAACACAAGGGCCCCAACUCAGCAUCAUUCAUGACUAUUGAAGAUGUGGGCAAGUUCCUGGAAAUCCCCGUCAACCUAAAGGAUGAGGAUGCAUUCCACUUGACUAUUGAAGAGUAUCUGCUGGCCCUGAUUGCCAUGGUCGAGGAGCUGUCUCGCUUGGCUGUCAACUCAGUUACACUGGGUGAUUACAACCGCCCGAUGCAGAUUGGUUCUUUCAUCAAAGAACUUUUCGCUGGCUUCCAGCUCCUGAACCUCAAGAACGACAUCCUGCGCAAGCGAAGUGAUGGUAUCAAGUACAGCGUCAAGAAGGUCGAGGAUGUGGUCUAUGACCUGUCACUGCGCAAUCUGGUCCCCAAAGGAGGCCCUUCUGCCUAG
This is a messenger RNA of Penicillium salamii, 708 nucleotides long. NCBI's taxonomy places the organism in Eukaryota, Fungi, Ascomycota, Eurotiomycetes, Eurotiales, Aspergillaceae. The record is from the annotation of a GenBank genome assembly.